Molecule: messenger RNA, 806 nt
Organism: Gracilinanus agilis (Agile Gracile Mouse Opossum)
Lineage: Eukaryota; Metazoa; Chordata; Mammalia; Didelphimorphia; Didelphidae
Gene: RPAIN
Product: RPA interacting protein
Exons: 7
Coding region: 75-740 (221 amino acids)
Biological process (GO): protein import into nucleus
Cellular component (GO): PML body; nucleus
Source: RefSeq, a predicted model, not a curated record
UCCGGGGGAGGCGGAAUUAGGGGCCUCCACGGCCCCACGGGCUCGCUCGGGAGGCAGCCUUCUCUCUGGGCAUCAUGGAGGAGACAGCGGCGGGGCAGGGACGGCGCGAGCUUCACAAGCGUCGGGGGGGCCCAUUCUGGAAGGAGACGUACCGUCAGCGAUGCCUCGAGAGAAUGAAAAGCAGCCGGGCCCAGCUCCUGGACAAGUAUCGGCGCGUGGGAGAAGCUCCCAGCGGGCUCAUGGCCCAGGAGGUGAUGGAGGAAGAAUGGCUGGCCUUGCAGUCCACACAUGUGAGCCUGGCGGCCCAGAGGCCCAGCGAGACUUCUGUACAGGUGGAGGACCCUGAGGAACUCGAAGUCUUGGAGGAAAUACAGCAGGAGCUGCUGAGUCAAGAACAGGCCUACAUCGAGGAGUACGAAAGGAGCCUGCGGUUUGAUGACGAGUGUCUCCGGGCCCUGCUGGAGGGGCUCCAGGCAGACAGGCUCAUCUGCCCUGUGUGUACCAGGUACCACCUGACCGUGGCGGGAGGCGUGGUCCUGUGUCCGUGCGGCCUCCAGCUCUUCUCUCAGGCUCCCAAGCUGACAGAAGAAGCCUUCGGAGCCCUUUUAGAGGAAAGUGUCAACAGACACAGCGAGUUCUGUGCCCACAGGCCCGAGUUUUCUGUCACCAGUGGAACGGAAGAAAAUGCCAGCCUCCUCCUGAGCUGUGCGGCAUGUGACACUUGGACUGUGCUCCUCUGACGGUGGCCUCAGCAGGAGGAGGAGGAGGAGGGGGUCCUUCCUCCUGAACCCGGGGCUCACGCUUAC